AUGGGAGAGCGACACGGGACGGUACUGCUGCUGCUGCUGGCGCUGCUGCUGGCCCGGGCUGGCCCCAAGCAGCCGGAGCCUCCGGAAGCGAACCUGUUGUCAGGACCAUGCGGCCGCCAGGCCAUCCCGUCGCGCGUGGUGGGUGGAGAAGACACAGAGCUGGGUCGCUGGCCCUGGCAGGGAAGCCUGCGCCAGUGGGGCAGCCACAUCUGCGGAGCCAGCCUGCUCAGCCGCCGCUGGGCGCUCACCGCUGCCCACUGCUUCGAGUCGUCCAGCGACCCUUUCGAGUUUACAGUUCAGUUUGGCGAGCUGACUGCCAGACCAUCCUUCUGGAACCUGCAGGCCUACUACAAUCGCUACGGGGUGGACCACAUCUUCAUGAGUCCCGGCUUCAAGGGCGACUCGCCGUACGACAUCGCCCUGCUGAAGCUGUCCUCUGCGGUCAGAUACACUGACAACAUCCAGCCGGUCUGCCUCCUGCCCUCCACAGUGCGGUUUGAGAAUCGCACAGACUGCUGGGUGACCGGCUGGGGCAAUGUGGAGGAGAACGAGGUUCUGCCGUAUCCCUAUACUCUCCAGGAAGUGCAGGUCGCCAUCAUCAACACCUCCAUCUGUAAUCACCUCUAUCAUAGAACAGACUUCCGCUGGAACAUCUGGGGAGACAUGGUGUGUGCAGGCGAACCCCAAGGAGGCAAGGAUGCCUGUUUUGGGGACUCUGGUGGACCACUCGUCUGUGACACAGACGGCCUCUGGUAUCAGAUUGGUGUUGUAAGCUGGGGCAUAGGCUGCGGCCGGCCCAACCGGCCUGGCGUCUACACCAACAUCAGCCAUCACUUCCGUUGGAUUCGGCACGUGAUGAUCAACAACCCAGGGCCCACGCUGGGCCCCUCGCUGCCGCUGCUGACCCUGCUGUGUGUGCUGCGAACCCUGUAG
Messenger RNA from Ochotona curzoniae (black-lipped pika), 933 nucleotides. Its product is annotated as testisin-like. Bases 1 to 933 code for a protein of 310 amino acids. Gene Ontology annotation, molecular function: serine-type endopeptidase activity. The record is from RefSeq and is a predicted model, not a curated record. The transcript has 6 exons. Lineage: Eukaryota; Metazoa; Chordata; Mammalia; Lagomorpha; Ochotonidae. Gene Ontology annotation, biological process: proteolysis.